Pomacea canaliculata is the source of this 1041-nucleotide messenger RNA. RefSeq names its product phosphatidylinositol N-acetylglucosaminyltransferase subunit H-like. The coding region runs from base 33 to 653 and encodes 206 amino acids. Gene Ontology annotation, biological process: GPI anchor biosynthetic process. The record is from RefSeq and is a predicted model, not a curated record. NCBI's taxonomy places the organism in Eukaryota, Metazoa, Mollusca, Gastropoda, Architaenioglossa, Ampullariidae. Gene Ontology annotation, cellular component: glycosylphosphatidylinositol-N-acetylglucosaminyltransferase (GPI-GnT) complex. The transcript has 5 exons.
GCGCGAAAACUUAGCUUCAAGACUAUGGCAUUAUGAUGACCAGUCUAAUUCACAAGAGCUAUGGCCGGUUGGGAUCAGAGUUCAUCAUUCGACAUCCAUGUGUGCCUCACAGAAAACUAUUUAUCGUUGUGUUCAUCGCUUUCAUUACUUUAUUGUUGUUGAAGCUUUAUGAAAUGGACAUCAUUUUCUUGUGGUUGGCAUCCCUGACUGGUGCUGCACUUGUGUUCCAGAUUUUGUACAGAGUGAGUGAAGAAACGUUGCUGGUUGUACCAUCUGUGGGUGUGCAAGUCAAAACACAGUAUUGGUUAGGUAAUGAGAAAACGGAAUUCUUUGACAGAUCUUGUGUGAAGGGCAUUAUCAUUAAUGAAGCAAUUACAAUGCAAUCGGUGAUAUAUUAUUUGGCGGUUCUUCUAACCAACAGCAAGUCAGGCAAAGUUGAACAAGUGUAUCCACUUUUCACUCACUCUUGGCCUCAGCUGAAAGACUUAGUUCAUAUGUAUCAGGUUGUGCAGAACAUUUGGGAUAACCGACACAUGAUGGGACUGACCUCAAUGACCAGUGAAAAAGAUGACUAUUUGUGUGAGGGGUCUAGUCAAGGACAAACAGCAGCAAAAGACCUCAUGGGAGGAGGGGAUGACAGACUGAGACCAUGACAAUCUUAUGAUUGGCAACAUGAGAUUUAGUCAGCCUACCAUUAUCAAAUUUCAUCUUAGUCACCACAAAGGCACCUCAGUCCUCAGAUUAACAUUUUAAUGGCAGCUAUGGAAGAGCAUCUUGAUUAUUUUUGUCCAUAUUUAAAAGAUGCAAUGAGACAGCACCUGAACAGGAUGUCAGGUUUGGUUUGAAAUAACAUUGAUGGUAAAUGUCGCUGAAAUCAGAAGAGACACAAAUUCAGAACUAAAGCUUGCAUGUUUUAUUGAACUUUUGCGGGAUGUGCCUACCACAUUCCUUCAAAUGCAAACAUCUCAGGUUUAACGCUGUUAUGAAUCCAUUCAUACCACCAAAUAGUUGUUACAAAAAUGUUUAUUUUCACAUACACUG